AUGAAGCAAACAAUUUUAAUUGUCUUUGUGAUAUUAUUCUUGUGCGACAAACUCUUCGCUGAAAAACCCAGCAUUCUUACCGAAGGUCCAUUCAUCAUUCUAGCAAGUGCCACAAACGAGACACAUAAAAAAUUAAAUAUGAAAUUUCUGAAUAUGGCCAAAAAAUUGGGAUUUGAGAUAAUCGAAAGUGAAAUUGAAAAUCAGAAUUUAUAUCAUCGUGAUCUUCAAAAUAAAGAUUCUUCAACUAUCACUAUCAACUUGAGCGUAACAGACACAGAGUAUUGCAAUAUAUGUAACUCAGCGAAUGACAUGAAUAUUAUUUGCUUUAGCGAAAUCAUAAUGGAAUGCCCACUCAACAACACUAAGCCAUUAGCCAUCACUACAGACUCCAUUUUAGAAUACGGCAUCCUCUACAACGCUAUUGCUAAUAACAAUUUCGAAGUGUUGAAUAAUGUUCUUGUUUGUCUACCUAAUAACCUUCCCGAGACUGACAAUAUCCAAGGCGAACUAAAAGAAUUGAACCCAAACUUAGCUGUUCUUUUUCAAUACAACUGUGAGACUCUCAAAGAUAUCAACUCUUCUCUACUAGCGAUCGUUACGCCUUCGCCCUACGAUUUGGAAACAAAUACUCCGACUAUAAUCUACAACACACCACAUCUUUAUCCUGAAGCCAAGGACCAAUUGCCUAAUAUGGCAAACCUAAUGAUACCCUGGAAACAUCUCAAGUAUGCAAUUCUUCAGUUUCUGAAGUCCAUGAAUUGGUACAGAGUAGCCGUGCUAUCGGAUGACGCUGAAGAUAGCGUUGAAUUUUUAGAGGAUCUAACACCGUUUCUUGAUGAAAAUGAUAUAACUUAUUCAAGUGAAAUAUGCAAUUGUAUUGGACGGAAUUGUGACUUUAUUGGUGCAAAUAAAAGGCUUACAGAUAUGAAGAUCGUGAUUCUAAACUUAAACUCUAAAAAUGGAAGGCAAUUUCUAAAUUAUAUGACGUUUCUCGACAAAAAUCGAAAGACAAAAAUAAAGUGGAUUGUACGCGGAUGGCCAUUCGACAAAGAUGAAAAGUUUCACAGCAUGGUUGAUCUCUUCUCGUUCACCCAGUCUUCUGUUUUCGGCGUAGCUCCGAGUUAUAACGACUUACAUUCUCCAUACGUAAGCGUGAUUAGGAGGAGUCUGGAACUCAUUACCACAUCGUACAAAGACGCUUUAGGCGACAGAGAAAAGUUUACCAAGUGGUUUGCAUCCAAAACCAAGGACAGUGCACCGUACAAAACCAUAGUUUACAUCAUUCGAAAGUUUCAUGAGCAAGAUUUACGUGUCGUCGCCACCAUGGAAAUUGAAAAUACCAAAGUAGUAAAAGAGUUGAAAUUCGCAAAAAUUUACGACAAACUACCUCUGGACGUGCCACGAGAAUGCUUCUUGAGAAGCAGGAACUACUUCCAGCCUUGUGACGACGAGUUACUCCUGAUUCUACUGGGCGUCUUGAUAUUGUUCAUGUUGGUCUAUCUUAUUGUCACUCUUUACUUUGUCAAGUGCCAUAAUAAUUUGUAUUCCCGGUUGUUUUAG
This is a messenger RNA of Chilo suppressalis (striped riceborer), 1560 nucleotides long. The record is from the annotation of a GenBank genome assembly. NCBI's taxonomy places the organism in Eukaryota, Metazoa, Arthropoda, Insecta, Lepidoptera, Crambidae.